AUGCCCGAGGCAGCCGGGCUGACCGGGGCACGGCCCCGGAGAGGGGCGGGGGGGCUGAGAGGCUUUGGGGGGCCUGGAGACAGCGCUGCGGUGCCUGAAGCCACAGUCUCCUCUUCUCUCUCCCUUCCUUGUCUCCCAGUGCCCAUCCCCUCGAAGGCCAACGGCACCACCAUCUCCAGCCUGUCAAUGAACAAGGAUGGCCUGGUUGGAGGGGUGACGAAUCCCAACGAGGUGUUCUGCUCCGUGCCCGGCCGCCUGUCCCUCCUCAGCUCCACCUCCAAGUACAAGGUGACGGUCGGGGAGGUGCAGAGGAGGCUCUCGCCCCCCGAGUGUCUCAACGCCUCUCUCCUCGGCGGGGUCCUCCGCAGAGCCAAAUCAAAAAAUGGGGGUCGGUGUUUAAGGGAAAGGUUAGAGAAAAUCGGAUUAAAUCUACCUGCAGGAAGGCGCAAAGCUGCCAACGUCACCCUGCUGACAUCCCUCGUGGAAGGUGAGGCCAUUCACCUGGCUCGGGACUUCGGGUACGUCUGCGAGACCGAGUUCCCGGCCAAGGCGGCGGCAGAGUACCUGUGCCGGCAGCACUCCGACCCCGCCGAGCUGCACACCAGGAAAAACAUGCUGCUGGCCACCAAACAAAUUUGCAAGGAGUUUGCAGACCUGAUAGCCCAGGACCGGUCUCCGCUGGGGAACAGCCGCCCCUCGCUGAUCCUGGAGCCCGGUGUGCAGAGCUGUUUGACUCACUUCAGCCUCAUAACCCACGGCUUUGGGGGCCCGGCCAUCUGCGCCGCCCUCACCGCCUUCCAGAACUACCUGGUGGAGUCCCUCAAGGGGCUGGAUAAAAUAUUCCUGAACAGCACGGGGAACGGGCACAGCGGGGACUCCAAAGCGUCAGACAAGGAGGUGAAGCAUCGGAAAUAA
This is a messenger RNA of Manacus vitellinus (golden-collared manakin), 915 nucleotides long. It is a transcript of the gene TFAP2E, whose product is annotated as transcription factor AP-2 epsilon. Gene Ontology annotation, biological process: regulation of transcription by RNA polymerase II; anatomical structure development; regulation of cell population proliferation. The record is from RefSeq and is a predicted model, not a curated record. The coding region runs from base 1 to 915 and encodes 304 amino acids. Gene Ontology annotation, cellular component: nucleus. The transcript has 5 exons. Gene Ontology annotation, molecular function: DNA-binding transcription factor activity, RNA polymerase II-specific; RNA polymerase II transcription regulatory region sequence-specific DNA binding. Lineage: Eukaryota; Metazoa; Chordata; Aves; Passeriformes; Pipridae.